Fusarium oxysporum Fo47 is the source of this 1755-nucleotide messenger RNA. RefSeq names its product major facilitator superfamily domain-containing protein. The coding region runs from base 1 to 1755 and encodes 584 amino acids. The record is from RefSeq and is a predicted model, not a curated record. Gene Ontology annotation, biological process: transmembrane transport. Gene Ontology annotation, molecular function: transmembrane transporter activity. The transcript has 3 exons. NCBI's taxonomy places the organism in Eukaryota, Fungi, Ascomycota, Sordariomycetes, Hypocreales, Nectriaceae.
AUGGGUGGCAUCACUCAACAAGACACCACGUCUCCGCCAGACGUGCAUCUUCCCCAGUCCAGCGGCGCUAGCAACGAGAGCAAAAACGAAGCAGCAGAGGGCAACACCCCGAAUAGUAAUGAUGAAGAGGCCGUGGCCGAAUUCAAGCCAUCCUUUCGCUUCUGGAUCAUCCUGGCGAACCUAUCACUCCUUAUCUUCCUCGCUACGCUCGAGAACACCAUCAUUGGGACCGCGUUGCCGUUUAUUGUGGAGGACCUGAAGAUCGGAAGCAACUACGUCUGGGUUGCUCACAUACAGUUGCUCACCGGAACCUCUGUGUUGCCCCUGACAGCACAACUCGCCAACAUCUUCGGCCGCCGCUGGGUGACCAUCGUCGUCACUUCGCUUUUCAUUGUCGGUUGUGUUAUGUGCGGAGCCGCCACGAAUGAGGCAAUGAUGCUGGCUGGUCGAGGUAUCCAGGGCGUUGCGAGCCAGAAUUGUGUCAUGCUUACAGAAAUGGUCAUCUCGGAUCUCGUCCCCUUGAGAGAGCGUUCCAAGUACAUCGGCAUGACGCUCAGUUUAGCGGCGUUUUCUCUCAUCUCGGGACCUAUUAUUAGUGGUGCCCUUGUUAACAACGUGUCCUGGCGAUGGAUCUUCUAUAUCAAUGUCCCCAUUGCUGGUGUCGCACUAAUCGGCCUUUACCUCUUCCUCCACGUCAAGUGGAACCGAAAUGAGACCAUCAUGACCAAGCUCCACCGCAUCGACUGGGUUGGCAACAUCAUUAUCACCGGCUCUAGUAUCAGUGUUCUCCUUGCCUUGACGUGGGCACAUGUCGUAUAUCCUUGGGACUCACCAGAGGUCCUUGCACCGCUCAUCAUAGGCAUUAUCGGUGUAGUUGUCUUCUUCGUCUGGGAGGCCAAGUGGGCUACCGAGCCUGUCGUCCCGCUUCGCAUAUUCAAACACUGGAGCUCCAUCCUGCUGUACAUCGAAACCUUCAUGUGCAACUUCUGCCUUUUCUUACCGGCCUACUUCCUACCAUUGUUUUUCCAGGGCGUCAUGGCCUCGUCUGCAGGCCGAACAGGUGUACAGAUGAUCCCGCUGACAGCAUUCAUGAUGCCCAGCAUGAUCUUUACCGCCGUUGCUCUUCCAAAGGUUGCCAAGUACAAGGUUUUCCACGUCGUUGGCUUUACUCUUCUCACGGUAGGGCAAGGCAUCUUCUCGACGCUCAAGCGAGAAGACUCAAACGCCGAGUGGGUAUUCAAACUCUUUGUUCAGCCCAUCGGUACAGGCUUUUUGGCUGGCUCAACGCUUCCGGCUAUCCAGUCAUGGACAGCUGAGGCGGACAUGGCAGCGGCAACGGCCGGAUUCACCUACAUCCGAGGCAUGGCCAUGAUCUUCGGCAUUGCUAUACCCAGCACAAUCUUCAACAUCUUUAUUUCAAAAUACUCGUCCCGCAUCGACGACCCCGAAGUUCGCGCUCUUUUGAAUGCAGGCGACGCCUUCGCUCUUGGAUCCAAGGAUUUCGUCAUGAGUUUCGAUGAUCCCGUGCAGAGCCAGAUCCGCGAGACGUUCCAGCUAGCGAUCCAGAAGGCUUUCCAGCCAACCAUCGCGUUCGCAGGCAUAGGAUUCGUGCUGGCUUGCAUCUGCAGGGACAACAGACUAAGAUCUGAACUGGAAACUCUAUACGGAUUAGAGGAGAAGAGGAAGAAGGAAGGGACAGUAGAAGAGGCCACGAAUAUAAGGACGACGGUGGAAAAGGUGGAGGGAGACAAGUAG